Molecule: messenger RNA, 634 nt
Organism: Schistosoma margrebowiei
Lineage: Eukaryota; Metazoa; Platyhelminthes; Trematoda; Strigeidida; Schistosomatidae
Source: the annotation of a GenBank genome assembly
CUGCUUCGUUAUCUAGUCUAUUUAUACCUUGAAAGAUUGUCUCCAAUUCAUUUGCACAUUAAAUUAUCCAUUCAAAUAACUAACAUCCAGUUUGUCAGCUCAUUUUCAUAAGUUGGAAACACUCACAUUUAGUAGACGAACAAGAUCAUGUUUCAUCACUACGUGUUGGUAUCAAUCUGUUUUAUAGCCUUCACAUAUGUUCAGCAUAUCGAUGCUACCGAUGAUAAUUUCGUUUCCGCAAAGGAACAACCUGCUAAAUUUGCUCCCAUCAGACGUCAUAUAAUGAAACGUAAUUAUUUAUGGGAUUCACGUUUGGGUAAGCGUUCAAUGAAUCGUGAAGCAUUUCCAUGGUAUAAUCAUGAUCUAUAUAACUAUUACAAUGAUGAUAAUUUCCGAGGUUAUUAUACUGGUUAUGAUGACUAAUAAUAUAAAACAGUUUCGAAAUUGAAGAAAAAACACGAGAGAACUAAAGCAUUAAAAAUUUUCAGUUCUUAUUAUAAUGUAAUGUAUUCCACUUACUCUUUAUAUUUAAAGAUGUAAUAAAUUAACAAAACUACUGGUUUGAAUGCAUAAAGUCUAUGGAAUAUUAGAAUUUUGUGUUUCACUGAAUAUAACUUAAAUGAGCGAUAUUAAA